This is a messenger RNA of Podarcis raffonei (Aeolian wall lizard), 3449 nucleotides long. RefSeq names its product nuclear factor 7, brain-like. NCBI's taxonomy places the organism in Eukaryota, Metazoa, Chordata, Lepidosauria, Squamata, Lacertidae. The transcript has 6 exons. The coding region runs from base 899 to 2275 and encodes 458 amino acids. The record is from RefSeq and is a predicted model, not a curated record. Gene Ontology annotation, molecular function: protein binding.
UCCCAAAUAAGGAUGUACUCUGUGAGGAAAUUGCUGAUCUACUUUCUGCCCACCUCCUCCAGCUCCAUAUUUAAGGACAUUUCUCUCUGCACCCUGGCAAAUAGGCUUUUUGUUAAAAGUUAACGUGUUUGCGGCAGUUAGGUUGGCCCUGGCCCAUGAAAUCCCCUUUCUGCUCCAUUAUUCGGAUAGCAUGCAAAUCCAAAACUUCCAAACCUUCCACCAGGGUGUGCCUGGUGUUUAUUGUUUAAUCAAGUGUGUCCUUAUCCUCACAGGUAACUGAUUACCAGUAACAGAGGAAGCUGUAUAGCAGAGCUGCACACUUUAGAAAUGCACGUUCUCUCCUGAGUCCAUUUGGUCUGAAACGCAUAGGGCUGGCAGUGUUUGUACAGGCCCCUUCUGUGCUUUUAGCAGCAGCCUUGUGCGCAGAAAUGUAGCAAAGGAAUCUUUUCUGGCAAGCUGUGCAAUGCAGUAGAGCCAGGUUUUGUUUUUUUAAAAGGGGAGGGGAGCCCACAUUGCUUUUGUGAAAGUGUUAUAUGCAGAGAGGGUGGGUUGCUAAACAUCUGUGUUCCCGCACCCACACCCCUGUGAGCGAUAAGCGCAAAUCUUGGGCGUUUGGGAGCAAAGUUCAGCAUUGGAUUUCUGACAGGCGCAGGCAGUGGCUGGGUCUAGAUCAAGCCAGAAGCCCCACAACUUGACAGCAGAGUGUGACAGCUUGGACCACUGGAUUGCUGUCUCCUAACUCCAGCAGAGACAUCUGGGCGCUUUGGGGGUGGGCGGGCAGAAAGACGGCCGAACAGCAGACUUUGGCAGCAGACUCUUCCCAGCUAUAAUAUUGUGGGCAGAAAGAAGGGCUGGGACCUGAGUUUCUUGAAGUUGCUAGGAGUGACCUGCCUUCGCCAUGGCUUCCUCCACACACUUUGAGGACCUCGUUACGGAUUUCUCCUGCCCUGUAUGCCUGGAGUGGUUCUGGGAGCCGGUUGCCCUCCCUUGCGGCCACCUCUACUGCCAGGCCUGCAUCGAGGCAGCGUGGGGAGUCCCUGGCAGCAAGCCCAUCUGUCCUCAGUGCCGGGAGCAGUUUCCAGAGAGGAGGUACACGCUGUGCAAGCUCCUGGGGACCUUGAUUCACCGAAUCGGCGGCAUGAGAGCUGGGGAGGUCGAGGAAGGUCGACGCACUGAGCCCAGAGAAUCUGCUCCGCGCCAGAAUGGCACGCUGACCUCUGUCCAGGAGACUACAAAGCUGUACAAGGAGGAGCUGUCUCUGGCUAUUUUGCGGAUGGAAUCUAACCUGACCAAACUUGUCCUGCUUACGAGGGAGGAAGAAGAGAAGCUCCAGAACCAUCAGGCAGUUUUGCUGAGUCUGGAUGACCACAUCUCCACCGAAUACAAGCAUCUCCAUCGCUUCCUCUACGCUCACGAGAAAGCGUGCAAGGCGAGGCUGGAGGAGGAAGGGGCACAGGUUCUUCGGGAGGAGGAGGAGAGACUGAGAGCACUGAGGGAGUCUUGCCAGCUGGGCCAGGAGCUGCUGUUGGAAGCCGGGGGUCACCUGCAGCUACAAGACUCUGCAAGCUUCCUAGCGGGAAUACAUUCUCUCCUGAACAGGGUGAAGCAACAACAAGCCACACCAACGCUUCCUCUUAUGCGCCCCAUGCUGCAGACCCUUGGCCAGUUCAAGGGGCCUCUACAGUGUGCCGCUUGGAGGGAAAUGAAAUCUGCACUCGGCAUAGACUUCCCCCGGAUAACCCUGGACCCUGAAACAGCACACCCGUGUCUUGUCCUAUCAGAUGACUACACUUGUGUCCGGGACGGAAACCUGCGCCAGGAAGUCCCAGACACACCCAUGCGGUUCAACUACUGUGUAGCCGUGUUGGGUUGCCAGAGUUUCUCCUUGGGGAAGCACUAUUGGGAAGUAGAAGUUGGCAACAAGCUCUCUUGGACCUUAGGCCUGGUUAGCGUUUCUAUCAACCGCAAAGGGAAAAUCGCUGCCUCCCCUGGUAGUGGAUACUGGGUAAUCCGGCUGCGAAAUGGCGUGGAGCUAAUGGCCAAGGACGACCCACCUCAAAGGCUGUGCCCCACAUCCUUCCCCAAGAGAGUUGGGGUUUAUCUGGACUAUAACGGGGGCCUGGUGUCUUUCUGUGAUGCUUCUACCAUGGCCCACCUUUACACUUUUGCGAGUUCUAGGUUCAAAGGGAGGUUGUUCCCCUAUUUUUGCCCUGGGCUGUACAAUUCAGGGAAAAAUGCAACCCCCUUAAAAAUAUGCCAUCUUCCACUAUGGUAGAGGAAAAAGAACAUCUCCUGUUCUGUUUUUCUUUUCUCAACUCACACCUGCUUCUGCAAGGACAAUGCCCUGGACAUAUCGUAAGCAGAAGGUUCUUUAAACUCCCAUUGUACAAAUAAUAUUUUUGUAUUUAUUUUAAAGGGAAAACUCCUCCCAAGGCAAUUAAAAUGCACACAGCGCAACAACAAUAAAAUAAUUAAAAGCCAAAACCCAAAACAAACCCCAAAACACCCAGCCCACAACAUGCCACAGCUAUAACAAGACUAUAAGCAACUCAAGAAAAAGCAGACAAGAACAGAUGGAUCUACAAGGCAUUCCUAGAGAAUCUCCUUCAGUGAAAAUAGUAGUGUCUCUUAUUUAUUCAUCUGCAGAAAAGGGUAAGCCCCUGGAGAUUGCUGCUAUGUUUAAAGAGCUACACAGGAAAACCCAAUAUAGGUAAAGACUGCAGUAAAAUACAGGUUUAUCCCCCAACUAUCAAUGCAGUCAGUAGCGGGGACUGUCACAAAGUCCAUUUGAAAGAGGCACAAGAACAAAGUUUGGAGUGGAAUCACGGAGGAGAAGGCGUCUUUCUCCUGAACUGUGCCUGCCACCUCUAAGAAGCAACGUGCUUUUAAAAUGGUACUUCUCAGACUUUAUGAACUUGGGAUUUGAAUCCCCCUCCCCAACCCAUCUCUUAGCAAGGAAGCGCAGAGAAGCCUCAGCAAAGGCAGUAUAGAUGCAUGUGAGGCAUUUGCUCUUUGUGAGGAAUGUGUGGGUUGAGGCAAUAACCCAACACACUGGCAUUAGGAAAGGACCAGAACAGGCAAGCUUGACUCUGGGUGUGUUAUUGUCCCAGGCAAUUUGCCUCUCAGUGGCCUCUUCUAGGAAACUUACCCAGUUGUUGGGGUUCUUGGGCCCCAGCAGCUGCUGAGGGAUUCCAUGAACUGGUUCUGGCCUUAGACUUUAAGCUGCAGUGUAUUCUAAGUGCUCAAUAAAUAAACUUUUGCUCUAUGUAAAAGUGUCUUAGGACUGAAAUCCUGUUUUGAGGCAUGUGGGGGGGUCUAUGCAGAUACAAGUCUGUUAUGAUGGUUGGUCCAGGGAUCAGAUAGGGCAUAUUCACUCGUGUUUUGCAAAUGGCUCGCCAACUGCAUUUCCCUUUUUUGUGCAAGAUGACAGCAAAUUUCCCAGGGUAGAU